This is a messenger RNA of Mytilus californianus (California mussel), 4274 nucleotides long. RefSeq lists its product as uncharacterized. Gene Ontology annotation, biological process: DNA recombination; DNA integration. The record is from RefSeq and is a predicted model, not a curated record. Lineage: Eukaryota; Metazoa; Mollusca; Bivalvia; Mytilida; Mytilidae. Gene Ontology annotation, molecular function: DNA binding. The transcript has 2 exons. The coding region runs from base 1343 to 2995 and encodes 550 amino acids.
AAGAAACUGUAGAUGAAAAACAACCAGUUUAAUAAACAUUUUUAGUGUCAGAUGAUUGCCUAACAGACACUGAUUUCUUGAUUAACUGUACUUUUUUUACGAAGUAUUAAAACAUAACGUGACUUCUGGUUUACUGUAAGUUUCUCCCCCGGUAAUAAAUAAUAGCUUAUCUAACAUUGAUUCCAAAAAAAGAAUUGUUUUCAUUGAAAUAAGGGAUAUAAUGUAUUGCUGUCGAUUACAAAUUGGCACUUUCAGAUUCAUAAGAUAGAUUACAUUAAUCUCAUUCCAAGUACUCUUGAAUUAAACUAUCAAACAAAUGCCUAGUUCAUUUCCUGUUGACCUUUUCAACGGUCAAAUAUCUUCCCACGCAAGACAAGACACAACAUUAAUGGACAUUGUUCCAGUAUGAAGUUUUAUUAUAUUAUUAUAUUCUUUUUGUUUUCUCAUUGGCUGAAGAUGGAGGGAAUGGUCUUUGAUCAAAUGUACACCGCGGGAAAACUUUCGAAAGCUUAAUAUAAGAUUUGGCAUAGCUCACGUGUACCUAUAAAAAAAAAUUCAAUGUCGUAAAGUAAGAGGUACAAUCGAAAGACCCUAGUUAUCUACUUUUUAUUGAUAAUAAUUUAUAUCAACUUAAAGCAAAUUUCAAUCAUUCCGUUGUAGAAAUAUCAUAUGCCUAUAUUUAAUACUUCCGUAUUUUUUCGAUCAUUUUUUUCAGUUACGACAUGACGCAAUUUACAAUUAAGAACACGCGUUUUUAAAUAUCAUAAAUAGUUUUUUGAAAUUUAGCCAUCAUUUAACUUUUCUAGUUCUAAGACGUAUGAUAUAUCUUAUAUGUGGUGUUUGAUCUACGUUCCUACUUCAUACAAAUUCGAUAAAUAUGCCGGAUUUCCUUACUGCAUACAAUUACACAUAGCGUAUUAUAUGAGAAUUAUGUAUAUAAUUCAGGUUUAUACAAAAGACAAUUUGCCCCUUUCCGUUCCCCAUUGCUUUAUCUUCUUUCAAUUAUUUUUAGCACGUGAGAACUAUUAAUAAAUUCACAUUGUUUACGUUGAAGGCAUCGCCAUUCUUUGUUGUUAAUAUUAUUAACACAAUUAAUCAACUAAUUCGUCUAUACCAAGUGGGUGCUGAUAUAGAAUCCGAUUCUAAAGUGACAUACCUUAUCAAUAAGGAUUUAUCUUAACAUUAAUGUGUUGUUUUAGUUUCAAACAGUUUUACCCACACAUUUCAUGAACUAUUGAUGAACUUUCGAAACCUGAGAUAGUUAUCUAUAACGUGAUACAGAGGAUAAAUUUCUACACAUAUAUUUCUAUUAUUCGUACGUAAGUACUUUAACUAAAUCAAUAUGAGAGGUAGAAAGAGGCCACGUAGGCAAAACAGUGAAAACAAUAGAAAUUGGUCAAAAGAAACUUAUCUGGAAAAACUAAAAGAGAUGGGUAUCGGGGUCAAUGCAACGUGGAAGGUAGAAAUGCUUCGUCAAUUAUAUUUGGCUAAUAAACCAAAAACUACGUCUAUAACAAUUCCUGAAACAUCCAGUCAGCCUCCCGUUAAUGAGUUGCAAAACUCUAUAAAUACGAAUGAUCUAGGAUUAUAUCACCCGUCAACGUUUCCUAUCGUAAAUGAUACGCGUAUUCAUACGCCAGAUAUCGCACUUAAUCUAAACAGUGAGGUACUCUUUAGGGAAUCUGCCGCAGCCUUUACCUCAGCAACAGAAACUCUAUCAAAUAUCGCUAAACUGAUGUUAAAACAAUCAAAUACAGAAAAUGUUACUGAAAAAGAAUCAACCACACCUACAAUAGAAUCUGCCAUAAGAUGUUCCAAUAGCCGACUAACAGACUCCGCUACCGAGGCUACAUCGACAGGAAAAGUAUACUAUGCUGAAGAUCUACCAAAGAUGGAUUUUGUUGCACCCUCCAUAAAAAAGCAGAUAAUAGAAGACCUUCCAAAAAGCAGCACCAGCAGCAGAGAAAGAACCCACUCCGUGUCCGAAAUCUUGGCAAGUAAAGUGGAAUUAAAUGCAAAAGUUAAACAUUUAAUUCACAACUCAAUCGCAAGCAGUACGCGUUCGCAAUACGAACAUGGAUUUAAAUCAUACAAAAACUUUUUGUGUCUAUCCGGUUUUAAGUGGGAUGAUAAAACAGAUUUGCCACCUCUAACGGAAGAUAUCUUAAUGCAUUACGCUACACAUUGUCAUGAAAAUCUUAAAAUAAAAUGUUCUACAAUAAAAAUGUACAUUUGUGGUUUAAGAUACAUAUAUCUUCAAUCCGGAGUACAGUGUUUAUUCAGUAGCUGUUGUUCUUCAAAACUGCUUAGGUUAGAAACAAUUUACAGGGGUAUUAAGAAACAAGAAGUAAAGAGUUCCCGAAAAAGAUUACCGCUAACUUAUGAUAUAAUUAAAAAUAUGAUAACAGUGCUUCAAAAGGGAAUAGUUUCGCCAUUUGUUACUGCACUUAUUGAGGCAGCUUGUAUCGUCGCUUACUUCGGAUUUCUCCGCUGCGGUGAAUUAACCGUCAACACGGACUUCGAUGCUUCUUGCAAUCUAUGUAUAGAAGACAUCACUUUCGAGGAGGAUUACGCAAUAUUACAUUUAAAGUCGUCUAAAACAGACCCUUUCAGAAGUGGAGUAAAUAUUUAUCUUUUCAAAAACAACACCUCUUUGUGCCCGGUCAAAUCUUUAAUUAGAUACCUCGCUGUUAGAAGAUCUAGAUUCAGCAUAGCCUGCAACUCAAGUCCGCUCUUUGUUAUGGAAAAUGGAGAGGCUCUAACACGUACGUUUUUCAUCAAUCAUGUUCGAUCCAUCCUGGAAAUUAUCGGACUCAACCCAUCUAAUUACAACGGACACAGCUUCCGAAUAGGAGCGGCAACAUCAGUUGCAUCAAAAAUUGAAGAUCACCUGAUCAAGAUUUUAGGUCGUUGGAGUUCCGAAUGCUAUACCAGAUAUAUUCAUACUCCAAAAUCAACCAUUAAACAAGCCCAGCUAGCCUUGAUAUCCGAUUAGUCCAGUUUUACUAUUCAACAGUUUUCUUUGUAAGAGUUCAUGGAAAAUAUGUGCGCGAUUCUACAGUGGCACAAUAAUUCACUGUUCAGAAUGAGUGUUUUCUUGUCAAAUACAUGUAAGACUACGAUUCCUUUCAAUGAAAUUUCAAUUUGAUUAACAGGGGCAUAAUAAUCCCCGUCGACUGCAGUGUGUUGCUUUAUUAAUUGGAAAUAACACCAUCAUUGGAAUCAGUGUCUUCAUUAGUGUCACUUGUGCAUAAGAAUCCACAUGUCUGCAAUGCUUUUUGACGGGGCACAAUAAUCCCCUUUCUAUGAGUUUGAAUAUACUCAUCAUUGGGGCUUGACAAUUAGUAGUUAUAUAAUAUGUUACUCAACUAAAGAUGGUAUACUAUUCCCUAUAUGAUUUGAAUAUAUUAUAUUGAGCAGCAUGAUAGCGUAGUAUGAUCGUGUAUAUACUUAUAUGUCAAAUUUAUAUGCUUUUUUGUUUUUAAACUAUACUUCGUGUCUGACUAGUUAUUACCAUUAGUGAGUUGUAUUUCGAAUUUGGAUACAUAUUCUUACUUGAAAACUGAAUAUUAUGAAUAUGAAAUUAUUGACUAUAUUGAGAACAGUUUCUUUUACAGUCAAAGAACAUCUAAUAAUGCUAUUCUUGCUGUUUUUGGUUCCAAUAACACUUCCAUCGGAAGUGCUAGCAACUUCAAUUUUAUAGUUAUCAUAAUCUUAUUUUUCAUACUCCCUUCAAUUUGGGGUCCAGCUGUCUCAUCAGCCUAAUCAAAAUAUUCAACAUCUGUUUUUGGGGUCAUUUCGAGUUUUCACUCGAAUCACAAAUUUACGGGGUAUUCAGUGGUCACUUACAUCCUAACUUUAGCAUAAGUCUUGUCAAUAUUUUCUGGCUAGAAAGCUCAGACAAAGGCUUAUGCUAAUUGUUUCGCAGAUCGGCUCUCUCUGGCUUUCUACUAUAUCUUUGGCUACUUAUCUGAAUCACAGUUCAGAUGCUUAACAUUCAUAUGCUUUGGAACCAGGAGAGCGGAUAGUGCAUAACAUAGUGUUUCUGUAGUAGCUUUAAUAUAGAUUAGACACUGGGCACUAACCAGCCGAUCUGACUAGUUUAAAAUUAUGUUUGCAAGCAAACCGCAGUUUGCCUACAUCUACACUAUUUCUAUUUGUUUUCAAAAAAUUCGGAUAAUGUGACCAUGCACGCUAAGUUGCUGAGACAGCCGUACGCUUUUGUUUUAAGAUUAGAUCUUUUCGUUGCAUUAUAUAGAUUUGGCUUAGAGUAU